AUUAUAAUUGUUGUUUAGAAAGUCAGAAAGUCGAUCGCAAAAGCAUUGGACAUUGUCGGAAGUGGAAACCGCUUUGUAGUCUCCUUUCCAGUCGUAAGUUCCACCGUGGGUAUAGGAAUUUUGUAGUCAUGCCUCCGAAGCCCAAACCGGCGGAAAAAUCAGGGAAGGCUGAGAAGAAGCCUGAAAAAAAAGUAGAGAAGAAGCCAGCGGCAUCUGCACCUGCUCCGGCUUCUGCUCCAAGCACUUCGAGUGCCAAGCCCGCAGCUGCUAAGUCUUCAAAGACUCCCGCUCCGGCGCCUAAGGUAGCUACAGCGAAAGUAGCUGCUGCUGCGGCCGCUGCAGCGAGCGCCUCGAAACCCGCCACUGCCAAACCAGCGGCAAAGGCGGGCCAAAAGGCGGGUGGCAGCAAACCAGCAGCCAAGUCUGCCGGCGCGGCCAAACCUGCUGCAACCAAGGCCAAGAAAGCCCCGGCAAAGGCACCUGCCAAGGGAGCAGCGAAGCCCGGUGCCAAGGCAGCGGCCAAGCCAGGAUCGAAGCCUGCGGUUAAAAAGACUCCGGUAAAACCUGCAACUAAAAAAGUUGUAGAAAAGCCAAAACGAGGUGUCGCGCCAAAGUCUCAAAAGGGAGGGAAAGUUGUUAAAAAGACACCAGUUCAGAAGGCCCUUAAUGUCAAACUAAAGGUCAUCAGAGGAAGCCAUGGGACGAGGACGAGGAAAAUUAGGACGUCUGUCCACUUCAGGAGGCCAAAGACAUUUGAGCCGCCGAGGAAGCCUAAAUAUCCUCGCAAGUCUGUUCCGAGGAGGAACCGUAUGGACGCGUACAACAUUAUCAAAUCGCCGUUGACGACUGAGGCUGCCAUGAAAAAGAUAGAGGACAACAACACACUCGUCUUCCUCGUCCACCUCAGGGCUAAUAAGCAUCAUAUUCGCACAGCUGUCAAAAAACUGUACGAUAUUGAUGUAGCAAAGGUCAACACCCUCGUUAGGCCUGACGGAAAGAAAAAAGCCUAUGUGAGAUUAGCAAGAGACUUCGAUGCGUUGGACGUUGCAAAUAAAAUUGGGAUCAUAUAAAUAUCUCGUUUUUGUAUAUAUUUUUAUGUUCUCAAUAUAACAAUAUAAAAAAAUUUCUUUUUA
Messenger RNA from Cimex lectularius (bed bug), 1133 nucleotides. RefSeq names its product transcriptional regulatory protein AlgP (gene RpL23A). Gene Ontology annotation, molecular function: structural constituent of ribosome; rRNA binding. The record is from RefSeq and is a predicted model, not a curated record. The transcript is spliced from 5 exons. Lineage: Eukaryota; Metazoa; Arthropoda; Insecta; Hemiptera; Cimicidae. Bases 129 to 1070 code for a protein of 313 amino acids. Gene Ontology annotation, biological process: translation; ribosomal large subunit assembly. Gene Ontology annotation, cellular component: ribosome; cytosolic large ribosomal subunit.